GUGGUUCAGAUAUAUAAGAUCAGCUUUCUAUGGCCCGGAGUUUUCUUUAUGGAGUCCAUCAAAGCCCUUGUUCAAGAGAUCAAGGAUGAGAUGUUUUCGUCUGUCCAUCUCUACUCCCUUGUGUCCCCUUCUGCAUAUGAUACGGCAUGGUUGGCCUUGAUCUCGCACCCUCAACAUCCUAACUGUCCAAUGUUCAGUAAAUGUGUGGACUGGAUACUCAGCAAUCAGAGGAAGGAAGGGUUCUGGGGAGAGCCAGGACAUUGCAAUGUCCCUGCCAUAGACUGCCUCUCUGCAACCCUGGCUUGCAUGGUCGCACUCCACAGAUGGAACAUCGGGUCCACCAACAUAAAGCUAGGUUCGUCAUUCAUUCAUGGAAAUACAGAGAAGCUGCUUAAAGAGUUCAAUGGUUGUUAUCCUCGUUGGUUUGCUAUUGUUUUUCCGGGUAUGAUCGAGCUUGCAAGGACAACAGGCUUAAAUGUUUUUCCUGAUGGGUUGGCAGAGGUGGUGAAAAAUAUUUUCAGAGAAAGGCAAACGAUUCUUGAAAUGGAAGAUUGUUUCGAAUGUGUUAAUUAUCCGAUCUUAUCAUAUAUGGAAGUAUUGCCGACAACAUAUGAUGUAAGUCCAGAGCAAAUACUAAAGCAACAAAGCAAAGAUGGGUCCUUGUUUCAAUCGCCGUCUGCCACGGCGCAUGCUUUCAUGGUCACAGGAAAUAAAGGUUGUAUGGACUAUCUGGAAUCCAUGGUUCAAAGAUGUGGGUAUGGAGUUCCUCCAAUGUAUCCAGUUGACGAAGAACUCAUUAAGCUUUCGAUGGUCAAUCAAUUGGAAAGAUUAGGUUUGAGAGAGCAUUUCUUGGAGGAGAUUGAAGAGGUUUUGAGUCUCACUUAUAGGGAUUGGAUAAAGCAAGAACAUGAGGCCAUAAGCGCUCAGGUCGUUCCACUGCAGAUGUACAAAGAUUCUUUGGCAUUUAGACUCUUGCGGAUGCAUGGCUAUCGUUUAUCUCCUCGAAGAUUUUGUUGGUUUCUUCAACAUAAGAGCAUCGUAUCGCAUAUGGAAGAGAACUGCGAAUGUUUCCUGAGUGUGAUGUUAAACAUCCACCGAGCUACCGAUCUUAUGUUUGUAGGUGAAAAUGAGCUUGAGGAAGUCCGAACGUUCUCAAGAAGACUUUUAGAGAAUGGAAUGUCAAUGAAAAAUACGAAGGAUACCGUUGUUACGUUCAAUAUUCAAAGAGAGAUUGAGCACGAGUUGAAGCUGCCAUGGCUCGCCCGGUUGGAUCACCUUGAGCAUAGGAUGAACAUUGAAGGAACUGAAACCCACUAUCUGUGGAUGGGAAAGGCCGCUUAUUAUCGGUUACGGUGCCUAAAUAAUGCGGUAUUGCUACGACUGGCAAAGGCAAACUACACUUUUCGUCAAUCAAAUUUCAAGACUGAAUUGGAAGAGAUGAAAAGGUGGUCCAAGGACUCGGGUCUUCGUGACAUCGGCUUCGGACGAGAGAAAACUAGCUACUGCUACUUUGCUGCGGCUUGCAUUGUAUACCAUCCAGGGCUUUCCAAUGUACGGAUGACGCUCGCUAAGACUGGCACACUUGUUACUGUUGUUGAUGAUUUCUUUGACACGAAGGGCUCAUUAGAUGAGUUGAAUAAUCUCACAAAAGCUGUUCAAAGAUGGGAGGUUGGGGACCUAAGUUACCACAGCAAAAACAUCUUUGAAGCGCUUAAUGAUCUUAUCAAUGAUAUUGCGGCGAAAUGCUUGGAUCAACACGGGCAUGAUAUAGUGAAAGAUCUCCGAGAAUUGUGGUACGAAACAUUUGUGUCAUGGAUAAAGGAAGCUGAAUGGAGCAGAAUGCGAGUUGUGCCAUCCGUGGAUGAGUAUAUUGAAACAGGCAUGAUAUCUAUUGCUGCACAUACAAUGACUCUUUCAGCAUCUUAUUUGGCGAGUCCGGGGUUAACUUCUUACUUGAAGUGGUACUCACACACUGAACUUGUCACAAAACUACUCAUGGUUUCCACUCGGCUAUUGAAUGAUAUACAAAGCUAUGAGAAGGAAAAUGAGGAAGGGAAGAUGAAUCUAGUCUUGCUAUACUUGAAGGAGAAUCCAGAAGCAAACAUCGAGGACUCGAUCAAGUUUAUUAGAAGGAUACUUGAUAAGAAGAAGAAAGAGUUACUGGAACAUGUUCUGGUGGAUGGCGUCAGCGACAUGCCGAAAUCAUGCAAACAACUCCAUCUCUCUGUGUUAAAAGUAUUCCAAAUGUUCUUCAACUCCAGUAAUGACUUCGAUUCUCCUACGCAGUUGCUUGAUAACAUCAACAAAGCUAUUUAUGACCUUUUAACUGUCCAAUUUUAGUUCACAAUGUUGCCACAAUAUUGUUCAGCACUGCUUUUGUUCAAAGAAGGGAAAUUCAAGAAUUAUAUUUGUGGAUGGAGUGAUUGCAUUGAGAUAAAUACAUGGGGUGUAGGAAUUUCAUA
This is a messenger RNA of Magnolia sinica, 2462 nucleotides long. RefSeq names its product (E,E)-geranyllinalool synthase-like. Bases 49 to 2340 code for a protein of 763 amino acids. The transcript is spliced from 12 exons. Gene Ontology annotation, molecular function: terpene synthase activity; magnesium ion binding. Lineage: Eukaryota; Viridiplantae; Streptophyta; Magnoliopsida; Magnoliales; Magnoliaceae. Gene Ontology annotation, biological process: diterpenoid biosynthetic process. The record is from RefSeq and is a predicted model, not a curated record.